AGGCAACGUCCCCCUGCAAACACCCAAAGGCCCUGGAAGUGCUGAGCAGAAGCAGCAGCCGUUGUUACCUGAUGCCCCCCCCCUGUCAAGCAGAUCAUGAUGGGCAGUGAGGGAAGACUGAAAGACAUGGAUGAGGAUUUCCGGGAGAGCCUGAAGGACUAUAUCACUGCCCGGGUGGGCUCGGCCGGUCAACACGUCCGGAGGGACCAGCACGGGAAGCUGCUCACCGGGACACAGCUCGCUGCCAAGAUAAAGAAUUUAUCUGAUGUAAUGAAGAAACAUCGCUCCGGGUUCUCCUCCCCCUGUCAGGUACCAUCUCUGCCUCUGACCUGAUCAUGGGGUGUCUCUCCUCUCCCGUCCAUACCAGUGUAGCACUACACUGGGGUAGCACUGGGAGCUGAGUCCCUCCUGCUGGAGGAGAGUGGGAAAGGGUCUAGGUGAAACCUCUGGUUCUUGGACUGCGAGGUAAUCAAAGAUUUUCUCUAGAAUUGACAGCGGAUGGUGAUGGAGGGUUUCACCUACGGACACAUCUUGAGUCCUGACACCUGUAGCAUCAACCAACUCUGCAGAUGUUGGCAUGCAAAUGAGAGCAGUUUAUCAGAACUGGCCUGGAAAUGGGAUUUUUUGUUUUUCCUGUGGAAACCGUUGAGCUCCCAAAGCCCCCAAAUGUUUCCAUUUGGCAAUGCUGCCAAGGUGGCUCCUGGGAACUAUAGUUCAUGCUCCUCACAUGCCCCAUUCUCCUCUAUGGAGCUGGGCGUAGAGAGAAUGAGGCAGUCAAACUACAUUUCCCGCAUUGCAUCAUGGAUCCUCAUUGUGGUGAAGAGAAGCCCUGGACAUUGUGGUCCUGGUGCAUCAUGGGAGAUGAAGUCUGGCCAGGGAGCCCAGCACAUACAGCAGAAUGAGGCAUGUGAACUACAUUUCCCAUAAUGCGACAGCAUCUUCUUUCUUGGUGUGUGGACAUGGCCCCAGUGAAUCAUGGGAGACGUGGCCGUGGUGGGGAGAGGCGGCUUUAAAGCCACUAUUGUGCUCCCUGAUAUCCAGGACUAGGGUCCCUGGACCCAUUGUGUGUGAAGGGUCCGAGCCUGAGGCCUGGCUGCACUUGCAGAUGUAGAGCGCUGCGAGUGAAACCCGCCUUUGGAGAGCAUAGUAGGAAAGUGCUGCAGUGCGUCCAUACUGACAGCUGCCUGCGCACUGGCAUGGCCACUCGCAGCAGCAUUGGGAACGGUGCAUUAUGGGCAGUUCUCCCAGCAUGCAAGUG
Messenger RNA from Gopherus evgoodei (Goodes thornscrub tortoise), 1258 nucleotides. Its product is annotated as RING finger protein 112-like. The record is from RefSeq and is a predicted model, not a curated record. Lineage: Eukaryota; Metazoa; Chordata; Testudines; Testudinidae. The transcript has 3 exons. Bases 97 to 333 code for a protein of 78 amino acids.